CUUUUGUUGCCUAUUCCUAUAAGAGACCAGUUUAGCAUAAAAAUGUUUCAAGGGGCAUAUGGUUAUUAUUUUCAUCAGUAGUUUGUGAAACUUGCAUGUUGGAAUGCAUACUUUUAAGGUGUGUAUAAUAAGGAUUAAGGAAUCAAAAAAUGAGAGCAUCAACGUUGUGGUGCAACCGUGCAAGACGCAAAACCAUAAACCCUUUGCAUCGCGCUGUUACCGUUCUCACGAUCCUCUUCAUAAAUGGCUUCAGCGUGCAGCAGAAUCGCGCAAAGAGCAGCUUCAUUUUCUUCCAUAAAAUCAACCAUCAAAUCCACUCUUCGCUCUUCAUCCUUCUCCAACACCGCCACCACUACUUCUCCUCUUCGCCGAUCCAUUUUAACCAGGGUUGCUCCGGAACUGAGAUGCGCGCAGUCGAUGCUGCCACUGCAUAGUGCGGUUGCGACGGCGAGGAUGACGUCAUGCCUGAGAACAUCUCGGAGCUGCCGAGCGCUAUCACAGGGUACUCUCUGCUGCACCUCUCCCAGCCUCUAAUACUUACUUUUUCCUCCAUAAAAAUUCUUCAACUAGCUCGGUCUAUCAGUUCCAAGGUGACAAGCUAGAAGUGAGACCGAAGAAAGCGUUUUACAUUUGUGAGGUUAGAUUUUGUAAUUCUGCUACCCAAAAGCGGCUAUACUCAAUGUAAUUUUUUCAGGCUGCGAGAAUGAUUUUGUUGCUGAAUAAUGGUUACUUGCCCUAUGAAUUUGAUUAAUCAAUAUGCUUAAUUAAAACAAUCUGUGUUUUAUCAAGAAAUGAAGAUCAUGUAUAAGA
Arachis stenosperma is the source of this 810-nucleotide messenger RNA. RefSeq names its product protein NONRESPONDING TO OXYLIPINS 2, mitochondrial-like. The transcript has 4 exons. The coding region runs from base 244 to 534 and encodes 96 amino acids. The record is from RefSeq and is a predicted model, not a curated record. NCBI's taxonomy places the organism in Eukaryota, Viridiplantae, Streptophyta, Magnoliopsida, Fabales, Fabaceae.